AUGGCAGACAACGAAGUACCGCCGCGACCCGAGGAGGAGCAACCCGUCAACGACGACGAGACCAACGAUGAAGAGGAGAUCGCAGCAAUGAAGAAGCGCGUGCAAGAGAUGGAAGCAGAGGCGCAGAAACUGCGCGAGAUGCAGGCCAGCUUGGAUCAGCAGCAGGACGGUCUGCGCGAAAGCAAAGAAGACAUUGACUCGCGCUCCGUCUUUGUCGGCAAUGUCGACUACGGCGCAUCGCCCGAGGAGAUCCAGGCCCACUUUGGCAGCUGUGGUCCCAUCAACCGUGUCACUAUUCUGCUUGACAAGUUCACUGGCCACCCCAAGGGCUACGCCUACGUCGAGUUCCAGGAGCCUAGCCUUGUCGCCAACGCUAUUGUGCUCAAUGAGAGUGUCUUCAGAGGCCGCAACCUCAAGGUUGUACCUAAGCGCACUAACCUCCCCGGUCUCGCCAGAGGUGCUGCUGCCGCUGCUGGAGGCCGUGGCCGUGGACGCGGUCGCGGCGGUCCUGGCUUCGGCGGUCCUCCUCGCGGUGGCUUUGGCGGUGCACCUCCGUUCGCCCCUCGCGGUGGCGGGUAA
Molecule: messenger RNA, 579 nt
Organism: Aureobasidium namibiae CBS 147.97
Lineage: Eukaryota; Fungi; Ascomycota; Dothideomycetes; Dothideales; Saccotheciaceae
Product: RNA-binding domain-containing protein
Exons: 2
Coding region: 1-579 (192 amino acids)
Molecular function (GO): RNA binding
Source: RefSeq, a predicted model, not a curated record